Molecule: messenger RNA, 4137 nt
Organism: Apus apus (common swift)
Lineage: Eukaryota; Metazoa; Chordata; Aves; Apodiformes; Apodidae
Gene: INPP5K
Product: inositol polyphosphate-5-phosphatase K
Biological process (GO): negative regulation of peptidyl-serine phosphorylation; negative regulation of glycogen biosynthetic process; negative regulation of insulin receptor signaling pathway
Cellular component (GO): plasma membrane; ruffle; endoplasmic reticulum
Molecular function (GO): inositol bisphosphate phosphatase activity; phosphatidylinositol-4,5-bisphosphate 5-phosphatase activity; phosphatidylinositol-3,4,5-trisphosphate 5-phosphatase activity
Source: RefSeq, a predicted model, not a curated record
GGGAGGCGGCUGAGGGGAGCCGGGAGGCGCCGGGCCGGGCAGGCCGCGGCCUCCGCUCCUCCCUCCUCUCUUCCCUCUUCUCUUCCCUCCUCUCACGCCUCCCACCCGGAGCCCCGUUGUGCCCGCGGUGAGGAGAUGGAAGCUGCGGGCCCGGGGCAGAGCGGAGCCGCGAGGGAGCUGAGACUGCACUUAGUUACCUGGAAUGUAGGCACAGCUUCUCCACCUCCUGAUGUCACUAGUUUACUCCAGCUCGAUUCAGAGAGCCCAACUGUUGAUAUGUAUGUUAUAGGCUUACAGGAGGUGAACUCAAGAAUCACAAAUUUUCUGUCUGAUUUGGCAUUCGAUGAUCCAUGGAGCAUUUUUUUCAUGAGUGUAUUGUCUCCUUUGGGAUUUGUCAAGCUCUCCUCGGUUCGCAUGCAGGGCUUGCUGCUGCUGGUCUUUGUGAGGCACGUGCACCUCCCCUUCCUGCGGGACGUUCACACUCACUACACACGCACAGGCCUCUAUGGAUACUGGGGGAACAAAGGAGGAGUCACUGUUCGCAUGUCCGUCUAUGGUCAUACAGUUUGUUUCAUGAACUGCCACUUGCCAGCUCACAUAGAGAACACCGAGCAGCGACUGGAUGACUUUGAGAAGAUUCUGGAAAUGCAGUUUGAAGGAGAAGAUAUUCCAAGUACCUUGGAUCAUGAUGUUCUCUUCUGGUUUGGAGACCUGAACUUCCGGAUAGCAGACUAUGGCAUCCACUUCGUCCGAGAAUCAAUAAACAACAAGCGCUACAAUUUGCUGUGGGAAAAGGACCAGUUAAAUAUGGCAAAAAAGAAGGAGCCAUUUCUUCAGGACUUCAUAGAGGGUCCUCUACAGUUUAAACCCACCUACAAGUUUGACCGUCAUUCAGAAGUAUAUGAUACAAGUGAGAAGAAAAGAAAGCCAGCGUGGACUGAUAGAAUUCUUUGGAGAGUGAAAAAUCUCAGUCAUCGUGCACCUAAAGAAGGCGAAAUCACUGAAGAACAGACAAUUUCUGUUACUUUGAAUAACUAUAUCAGUCACAUGAGCUAUGGCAUCAGCGACCACAAACCUGUGACAGGAACUUUUAUGCUUGAGAUGAAGCCUCUUGUAUCAGAACCUUUGGUCACACUGAACCCUGAGGGUGUGUGGAGCGCGGAACGUGAUGUUCUGAUCAACUAUUCUGCAGUGCCUGACUUCCCAAGCAGUGCUUGGGACUGGAUUGGACUCUUCAAGGUAACUUUCAGGCAUGUGAAUGACUAUGUUACUUAUGCUUGGGUAGAAGAUGAUGAAAUUUCUUCUAACGAAAACAGUAAACAGGUUUACAUGAGUGCUGCAGAAAUACCUGAUAAUGGAGGAGAAUUUUUGCUUUGUUAUUAUAGCAAUAAUUUGCAGUCAGUAGUUGGUGUCAGCCAGCCUUUUCAGAUUCAGCCCAACAGAACAUUAAUAGGAAAGGAUGUGACACAGGAAGAGAAGUGGAGGCAGGAACCUGACAGUCGAACCACGUAACGAGUUCUGAAGGCAGAAAGGACAUUUACUGGUCCUAAUUCAGGAGUCAUAUGAUUCUUUAUGUCUUAGUGAUUAUAAGCUUUUACUCUUAGAAGACAGAGUAAGUGCAAGUAAGACAGGUAGGAUUGUUCAGAAACUUUGUAAGCUUAUAGAAGAUAAUUUAUUGUGGAAACAGAUAUUUUAUUGUUAUGGGGAGAGUAACUCUCUUGCACUGGAUGAGAACUGUUAAAAUAGCAUGUGUUAGUAGUAUGUUUCAAGGUGAUAGGCAUUUCUAACCCAAUUAUUUUACCUAAGUUGCCAUCUAUAAUAGAUUUUAGGCUUGCUCCUUUUUUUGUAAAGGAUAUUUUAUUUACCAUAUUUACUAUGCUGUAGAUACUUAGGAGCUGAUUUCCAAAGUUUGAGUUUAAAUGAAGUUAUUAAAAAAUUAUUUAUUAGAUACAGCUUGUUAGCUUGUUUUAAAAUUUUUGUUUGACUUUCAGAUGUAAACUAGUUACCUUCUGGGAAACACACAUGGCAACAGGUCACAUGAAAAAAAUCUUUCAUGGAAUCAUUUUGGUUGGAAAAGACCUUUAAGAUCAUCAAAUCCAACCAUGCUUUUUGGUAGUAGAUCCCUUUUCUUCAUGCCUUACUGAUAACUGUAAGAUUUUCCAUCUUGAUUUUUCCAGAUUGAUACACAUUUAUCAAAACACAUUUUUCCUGAUUUUUUAAAAAUUUAUUCUUCUUUUAUAAAACAAUUUAGCAAUUUCCCUAUUGUGUUUCUUCCUUGAUUUUUUUUUUUUUUUAAAGUAAAACCCCCAUAUUUUUAUACUAGUCCCUGGCUCAGUGUUAACCAGGAUCCCACAAUUUCUGAAAGAAAUGCCUUAGCAUAAGUGAACAAACCAUGGCAAAAAGCUUAUGAUCAUGGUAGUAACCCCAGUUGUUUUCUGUUGUCAUUCUGAAUUUAGAAAUCUAAAGCCAAAUUUAAGUGCUGCCCUGAUACUAUCCUGCCACAUAAUUGCUACAUUUAAUGCUGGGAUUAUGUGAAUUAUAAAUGGGAAAAUUCAAUGGAACAGAAUUCUUUCUUACGGCAUAACCUGUGCUGCCAAAAUUGUAAAUCUCUUUCAUUUAUAGCAAUCAGUCUGGAAAAUUUCUAUUUUUCUAGAGGUGCUUAAACCUUAAUUUAUCCUGUGCACUUAAUGGUGAAGAUGGAAUAAGAAACAUUGUGUACCUUUGGAAACCUGAAAGGUAGUUAGCUUCUUGAUGAGGAAAUGGAGAUGAUUUGAAAGGAUUGUAAGAGGCAACAACAUUCCACAGAAUCUCAGACUGCAGUGCCAGAAAACAGCACUUGUGAGUCUCUCAUGUUCUAGAUAGACACCUUCGAGCUACCUACUGUGGAUGGUAAGUAGAGUUAGUUACUAAUCACUGUCAUGUUGGUUAUGGAUGGAAAAGAGAAAAUCUGGUUCAGGUGAAAGAGCAGAACAAAGGAUGUUGGUGUGUUUAUGCUGGAAUAUUGCUUCAGAACUGAACUGAUUUUUUUCUUACUGUUUUUCUCAAAGCCUUAGUUUUUUCAGGAUUCUUUUGAGACAGAAAGUUAACACCUUGGUAUAACAUUUGUUCUGCAGUUACUUGCUUAUAUCAUCCACUGUAUAAAAUCUGGGGUCCAGGUGUCUUUGUAUACUGCAGAAACUAUAACCUAGAUUAGCUAGUCAGGUAGCUGCAGUGGGGGGGUGUUUAAGAACACCCAGCCCAGUAAGUAUUAGUUGUAUCUCAACUUAAUGCUUGGUGUUGGGAACUGUUUCCAGUUGUAAGUAGUGAGGGCAGGUUCAGAGGAUACUGUGUUCAUUGCAUGGAUUAAAACUGCCUUGAGGUUUACAGUUUGUACAUUCCUGUUACACUUUGGAACAAUAUUUGAAACACUUUCACAUUUGUACCAGUCUUAAAGAAUUUGUUUUGCACUGAAUCUUUCAGAUCUGUGACUUUCCAUGGCAAUUAGGGCAUCAGACCAAUCCCUGUGGAAUUGCAGAGAUUUUGCAGUUCUUGAGUUGUACUCUUUUUCUUACUUGACUCGUGUAACUGUAUGACUGCACUCCACACAUAGAGAAUCUUUGGAGAGCUCAAAGAACAGUGGUCUUGGAAUGUGAGACUACAGCUGGCCUUUUAUUGUGGACCAAGACCCAGUGUCUUCUAUCUGGGUGCAUCUGCUGUUCCUAAGCAGCUCCGAGGGGGAGCCAAACAGCCACUGUCCAUGGGCAAGAAACUCAAGAUCCGUAACGUUGUCCCGAGCUGAUAAUCCUCGCAGGCACUGGACGUACAAGCUGCAUUUUGUAAACUAAUCCUUUGAACCACAGGACUGCACUGAAAAUGCCCACAGCAGCUCUGACUGAAUCUCCUUGUGUGUUGUUAGGAUGCAGCACAGAACUGUAUAUUUCUUUCUUGAGUAUUAUGCACACAGUAGCACUUUUGUUUACUACUGUUACCUGUGGUAGCUUUUCAGAUUAUUCUAUGACCUGUAAUGAUGCAAUUUCUGAUGAAAUUUAUCUUUCUUAAAGCACCUUCAGUGGGUUGUUAUAAUCACUGGAAAUGUUUUUAUACUCGUGUUUUCUUUUCAUGUACCACUAAAAUAAAUCCUGGCAGUGAAGUGUUCUA